AUGAAAUCUUUUGUUUUAACUAUUUUCUUUGAGCGACGACUUGCGGUUUUCAGCCGAUCAACAGCCAUUCAUCGAAUGGCAGCAUUGACCCGAUAUGAACUUGUGGACAUCGGCGCCAAUCUCACGCAUCCAUCCUUCAAGGAUGAUCUAGAAGAUGUGAUCAAUAGAGCGAAACAGGCUGGUCUUUGCAAAAUAAUGCUAACGGGAACUUCCGAAAAAAUCAGCAAAGAAAUCAGUAAGAUCGCCGAGAAACACCCGGGUUAUUUGUAUUUCACAGCAGGUGUUCAUCCACAUGAUGCCAAGGAUUUUAAAGAAUCAACAGCUGCUUGUUUACGCGAUUUACUGAAACAUCCACAAUGUGUGGCAGUUGGGGAAUGCGGCCUCGAUUACAAUAGAAACUUUUCACCUCCAGAAGUUCAAAGAGAAAUCUUCAAAAAGCAAGUUGAAUGGGCUGUUGAAUUGAGGAAACCAUUGUUUAUACAUGAACGAGAAGCCUCUUCAGAUAUGUUGAAUAUCCUGUCGUCAUUUGGUGAUCAACUUCCCUUUGUUGUUAUACAUUGUUUUACUGGGACGGUUGACGAAGCCAAAGUAUAUCUUGAGAAGGGGUAUUACAUUGGAUUAACCGGUUUUUUAUGGAAAGAUCGCUCAACAAAUGGAGUACAACAUGGUCUUAAAACUGGUGAGCUACCACUUGAUCGACUACUUCUUGAAACGGAUGCACCAUUUAUGUAUCCCAAAGUUAACGACAAGAAAAUACCACAAGAAGUUCGCCAGAAGUUAACACAGUCUGCACUUGAUCUGCAUAAAUUUUCGUCGUUCAACCGAAACGAGCCUUCCUCUUUGCCUGCUAUUUGCGAGUUGAUUGCCGCUUUUAUGGACAAGAACCCGGUCGAAGUUGCCAAAAUUACCACCGAAAAUGCAAAAAGGAUCUAUGGUCUACAA
Mesorhabditis belari is the source of this 942-nucleotide messenger RNA. NCBI's taxonomy places the organism in Eukaryota, Metazoa, Nematoda, Chromadorea, Rhabditida, Rhabditidae. The record is from the annotation of a GenBank genome assembly.